This is a messenger RNA of Nelumbo nucifera (sacred lotus), 1694 nucleotides long. Its product is annotated as O-fucosyltransferase family protein. The record is from RefSeq and is a predicted model, not a curated record. Lineage: Eukaryota; Viridiplantae; Streptophyta; Magnoliopsida; Proteales; Nelumbonaceae. Gene Ontology annotation, cellular component: cytoplasm.
GAGUCAUCUCCUUUUGAAUAAACCGUCGGGUCGGUAACUAAAAUAGAUCUACUACUCUUCUCUUCUCUCCCCGAAAACAAAAGCCUAAUCCUGGUUCUGGUUCUCGAUCUAUUGUUACUCUGUUUCGAAUUCCUAACUUAACCUUGUUUCUCAUCAUCCAUUACUCUCGUUCUCUUUGAUUGGCUCAUCUCAAUUGUGCCAAGGUUUAGGGUUUCAAGACAAACAUAUCAAUGGUCGUUUUCUCUGUAAAGCCUCUUUUCAGCGUUUUCCUGGUCGUCCUCUCUCUACUUAUUGCUGUGGUAGUCUUAUUUCCUUCGGUCCCAUUUUCUGAAAGCUUAAUUGCACAGAGUUUACAACGGUCUACUUCUCGUCGUGGGAAGCUGGACAUAUGGAGUGUUCACAGAGUCUUAGAAUGGAGGCCUUGUAAAUGGUGGCUAGAAGGAGAUCCUGCCGCUCUAUCGGCGAAGAGUAAUGGAUAUAUCAGAGUGGAUUGCUAUGGUGGACUUAAUCAGAUGAGACGUGAUGUGUGUUUCUUGUGUGAUGGAGUUGGUAUUGCUCGUUUGUUGAAUGCAACUCUGGUUUUGCCAAGGUUUGAAGUGGCCGCAUACUGGAACGAGACAAGUGGUUUUGCAGAUGUAUUUGAUGUUGAUUACUUCAUUCAGAAAAUGAGUGGUUUCAUAGAAAUUGUCAAGGAGUUGCCGGCAGAGAUAGCAUCAAGAGAACCCUUUCGAGUGGACUGCAGCAAACGUAAAGGCCAAUUUGAUUAUGUUGAAAGUGUUCUUCCUUUGCUGGUGGAGCACCAUUAUAUCUCAAUCACACCGGCAAUGAGCCAAAGAAGGGAUAGAUAUCCUUUGUAUGCAAAGGCUGCUCUCUGCCAGGCUUGUUAUAAUGCUUUGCACCUUACCAAAGUCUUGGAGAAGAAAGCUUCUGAGCUUCUGGAUGCAAUACCUAAACCUUUUCUCUCUCUUCACCUGCGGUUCGAACCUGACAUGGUAGCUUAUAGUCAGUGUGAGUAUCAAGGCCUUUCUCCUGCAUCCUUAGAAGCCAUUGAAGCUGCACAGGGGGAUCGAAAACCCUGGACUGGAGAUGCAGCCCGCAUUUGGAGAAGCCGUGGGAAGUGUCCCCUCACCCCAAAGGAGACAGCUUUCAUCCUUCAGGCACUUUCUAUCCCAACAAACACAACCAUUUAUCUAGCUGCUGGCGAUGGCUUGAUGGAAAUGGAAGGGUUAACAUCUGUCUACAACAAUGUGUACACAAAAUCUGGCCUUCUAAGUGGUGAAGAUUUUACAAGCAUGCAUGGGAACACAAAAGCUGCCCUAGAUUAUUAUGUGUCCAUCAACAGCGACUCAUAUAUAGCUACAUAUUUCGGGAAUAUGGAUAAGAUGGUAGCUGCAAUGAGAGCAUUUAAUGGAUUAUAUAAGACUCUCUUCCUAAGCAGGAGAGCGUUUGCCCAAUUCACCUCCCAGGAACUGAGAGGGAAGGAGUUAGUUGAAGCCCUCUGGAAGGUUCACAGAGAUGAUUUUGUUAUUGGACGGGGAUCUGCCUUGCCUGAUUGCUUUUGUGAAUUUAAAUUGUAAUUUAUGCCCCGAGUGUUGUCAAACUGUGUUGCUAUUUUUUUUGCCUUGAUUUAUGAUGAAUUUUUCCCUUGAUGUUUAUAGAAAACAGAGAAGCCCAACUACCAUGUAUUUCAAAUA